ACUUCUCAUAUUUCGAUUUAACUUAAUAAAAGAUUUGUUAUAGAAAAUGUCCGAGCGAACGACGAAGAAGGUGUGCUACGACUUCAUUAGCGAAAAUAUAAUUCGCAAAGUGAUAACUGAAUUUUUUAUGCUCCUGAUUCUACUCGCUUGCACCUAUUGCGUCGCCGAAUCGAUGCGUUCCAAAUACAGUUAUCACAGCCACAUACAAACGGAGAGAACUUUCGUCAAUACGGUGCCGUACAUGAGGAAACAGCAUUAUUCUGCGCCCAAUUUCAAGGAUGUAUUAACCAUAGAGGCUAUAUGGACAUAUCUCUUCGAACACUUUAUACCCACUGUUUAUGCGAAACAGCUAAAUGGGGAAGUAAAAGAGAAUAUAUUCGGCGAGGGCUUGAUCGUGGGCGUGCCCAGAAUCCGACAGAUACGCGUGAGACCUCUGAAGGAAUGCUACAAAACAUUCACACUGGACGAUCUGGACAAGAGGCCAUGUUAUCCGGCAUAUUCAUCCAAAAUGGAAUUCAAGGGCACCCAUGAAGUGGAAGGCCUUAUAAGCACUAAUUACGAAGCGGAUGCCAAAGUAAUUCGGACAACGCAUUGCAUCUAUCAAGGUGGCGGCUUUUCACUUAACCUUAAUGAAAGUUUCAAAACGAACUGGCUGAUGCCCUUUUAUCAAAGUCGAUGGAUUGAUCGAGGAACACGACUCUUGGUUAUAGAGUUCAACGUCUUUUAUGAUGCUAACCGAACGUUUCAAACUCUUAAAUUAAUAUUCGAAGUGAUGCCAACGGGCCUAGUGUUCCCAUCUGCCGUUAUUAAAUGCAUACCCCUGGAAUGUUUUCUGUUUAUGGAUACGCUUAGAAUUAUUGCCGGCGUUAUUUUCUAUUUAAUUAUUAUUUACUAUACGUAUCAGGAAGUUUACGAAAUUUGUUGGCUAAGUACAAAAGCUUAUAUUAAGUGCAUGAGCAAUUAUCCGGACCUCAUUUUUUUGCUCGCAUCAUACUACGUGCUUGCGUAUAAUAUUUGGCACCUAUUCGAAAUUAGGAGGAUCAAAAGCGCCUAUGAAAGAGAUAGCAGCAGCUACAUCAAUAUGGAUACGUUGAUAGUUGGCUGGGAGACAUAUAUCAAUGCCAUGGCAAUCCUGGCAUUCACGGCGUGGACCAAGCUGAUCAGAUUCCUAUCAUUUCACCGGACACAGAGACGGCUUGUGGCCACCGUGAGAAUGUCGAUGAAAAACAUUCUCGGCUUCCUUUUUAUCUAUGUGAUCUUAGUCUUCGCCUUUGCCCAGCUGGGCACAAUUUUGUUCGGCGACGAAUUGGAGCAAUUUAGCUCCAAUUACGCGUCAAUCGUGACCAUGAUACGCGUCAUUAUGUCCGACGUUGACUUUGGGCAAUUGAAUGAAAUUCAGCCCGUGCUUGCUCCGAUCUUUUCUCUGGGCAUUAUCCUCAGCUUCUAUAUAAUAUCCGUGAAUCUCUUUGUGGCCAUUUAUCUGGCCGCCUAUUCAGAUGUGAAGGCCAAAAUGAUUGUGAAUGAUCACGAGGUCCUGCAAAUGCUUGGCCAGGGCUUCAAACAAUAUUUUUGCUUUUGGCGCCACCGCGAAAAAGAGAGAAGAACAAUUGCAAUGCCUAUAUUUACAGAGAAGGAAAUCUGGACAGAUUCACGUCCAAGGAAUCAACAUCCUCCGCCCAAAAUUGAAGCAAUGGUGUCUCUACGCGAGGAUCUAGCCCGCCUAACCGAACAGUCCUUACAAGUCGAGGCAGUGCUAGAGAGGCUCGUGGAGACAAUCGAGGCGAUUGCGAAAGUCCAAAAAAUAGUCUCUGCAAAACACAGCUACAAAAGUAAAUAAAGGAAAAUGAAUUUCAAAUAAGUCAUGCAAUUCGUAUUUAUGUGAAAUCUGAAUCAUUUUUAAUAAUAAAUUUAACAACAAAACAACAU
Molecule: messenger RNA, 1926 nt
Organism: Drosophila montana
Lineage: Eukaryota; Metazoa; Arthropoda; Insecta; Diptera; Drosophilidae
Product: polycystin-2-like
Exons: 8
Coding region: 47-1837 (596 amino acids)
Cellular component (GO): membrane
Molecular function (GO): calcium ion binding
Source: RefSeq, a predicted model, not a curated record